This is a messenger RNA of Prunus mume (Japanese apricot), 3242 nucleotides long. NCBI's taxonomy places the organism in Eukaryota, Viridiplantae, Streptophyta, Magnoliopsida, Rosales, Rosaceae. The record is from RefSeq and is a predicted model, not a curated record.
CUCUCUCUCUCUCUCCUCUAUUUGUGUUCCACCUACUAUCUUACAGAAAAGUUUCUAAUUUGGACUUAUACUGCUUUUAAGUGGACUGUGUGCUGCUUUUUGCUUGAUCAGUUGCCGCAACCUUUAAUCACUCCCAUGACAAAAAGGACAAUUCCACUAGAACUCUCUAAGCUUUCCAAAUUCAACAGCUUAUUAGUCUCUAAAAGACAGCGAUUGGGUUUUUCCCACCUAAUCCAUUCUUCUUGUUUCACUCAAAAUGCCUCUCAUUACUUCUUUGGUACUAUAUGUGGGUCUGCCUCUGUACCUCUAAACUUACCAUGAGGUUGCUUCAUUAAAGGCCAUGCUUUGGUUCAGGGCGCUCUUGUGCCAGUUUGUUCUCUCUGCCUUGUCUGCUCCUCACUUCUGUGGUUGAAUGAUGAGAGCUGAGAUCUUGAGAAUUGAGCUCCACCUUCUCUGACUCUGCUAAUGAAAUGGGCAUGCAACUGAAUCUGCUGCUUGUGCAAAUGUGUUUGAUUGUUGGUGUCUUGCCAUUCCGCGGAUCUGCAGGAUUCCUGAAGCACCGAAAUAUUUCUCAGUUUAGUCUUUUCAUAAAAGAACAUGCCGUCUCUCCUAAAUCUCCUCUCAGCUUUGGCUGGAAAAUACACAAAAAGUUAGUAGCACUACCUCCCAGAAAAGCAUUCCACCACGUAUUGCCUUCAGACUACUCCCCAGAUAAAGCCACCCAUCCUCAUAGUGCCAUAUGGCCCUCAAGUAUUGCAGCUCCACCUACAUCCUCUGAAGGUCCUGCAAAGAAAUGGGUGCAUGGUCCUAUAUCUUCUCCUUCAAUUUCACAUCACAAGCAUCACCACAAAAGCAAAAAGUUCCACAGCUCUGCUCCAGAACCAACUUACAGUCGACAAGGCCCUGCAGUCUCCCCCAUUCACUCCCCCUUCUCUUCAACAAGUAGCUGGGCUGCAGCUGCACCAUCACCAACAACUCUCACAAGCCACUAUAAUAUGCCUGUUUUUCCACCUACAGUUUCUCCAGUGGGAUCUUCCCUGAAGAAUACGAAGGCCCCACCACCAUCACCAAUUCUGGCACUACCACCUCCACCUCCCAGUGAAGAUUGUUCAUCAAUCACUUGCACAGAGCCAUUAACAUAUACACCUCUUGGCUCAAGCUGCGGUUGUGUGCGGCCAAUUCAAGUUCAACUCCAACUAGGUGUUGCAAUAUACACAUUCUUCCCUUUAGUUUCAGAGCUGGCUGAAGAAAUUGCAGCCAGUGUGGCACUAAACCAUAGCCAAGUUCGAAUUAUGGGAGCAGAUGCGGUCAGUCAGCAGCUAGAAAAAAGCGCUGUCCUCAUUAACUUGGUACCUACAGGAAUAACAUUUGAUGGCACUACUGCAUUCCAAAUCUAUGAAAAGUUCUGGCGCAGACAGGUUUCCAUAAAGCCUUCCCUCUUUGGAGAUUAUGAAGUUUUCUAUGUUCACUAUCCAGGUCUUCCACCUUCUCCCCCUUCAGCAUCCUCAAGCAUUUCUACUACAGAUGACGGGCCAUACACUGGAAAAGACAACAAUGGAAGGGCAAUAAAACCUCUUGGAGUUGAUGUACCAAGGAGAAAAAGAGAUGGGCUCGGAAAAAGUAUGAUUGCUGUGAUUGUUGUAUCAUCUUUCACAGCCUUUCUUUUAUGUGUCGGAGUUGUUUGGCUUUUGUUGCUGAAAUGUGGACCAUGUCACUCACGUCAACUGGAAAAGUUUCCACAAACUUUGACAUCCUCUCCUAGAAAACUCUCAGGGCCUCCGAGGUCGGUGAUGUUCGGAAGCAUGCGUGGUUCUGGAUCAACAUCCUUGAGUUCUGGCACACUGAAUUAUACUGGAUCUGCUAAAACCUUCACUUUGAACGACAUGGAGAGAGCCACUAAUAAUUUUGAUGCUUCAAGAAUACUUGGAGAAGGUGGUUUUGGGCUUGUUUACAGUGGCAUUUUGGAUGAUGGAAGAGAGGUGGCAGUGAAGGUUCUCAAGAGAGAAGAUCAUCAUGGUAGCCGUGAAUUCUUGGCGGAAGUUGAGAUGCUAAGCCGUCUUCACCAUAGAAAUUUGGUUAAAUUGAUUGGUAUCUGUACUGAGGGCCAUACUCGCUGCCUAGUCUAUGAACUUGUUCCAAAUGGGAGUGUUGAAUCCCAUUUACAUGGCAUUGACAAGGAAACUGAUCCGCUUGAUUGGGAUGCCAGAAUAAAGAUUGCCCUGGGUGCAGCUAGGGGCUUAGCUUAUCUCCAUGAAGACUCAAAUCCUCGCGUAAUACAUCGUGAUUUCAAGGCUAGCAAUAUCUUGUUGGAAUAUGAUUGUACACCCAAAGUUUCAGAUUUUGGAUUGGCUAGAGCGGCGUUAGAAGGUGUGUGUUUUAACAUAAACACGCUCUAUCUUGUUUCUUGCUCCAGUUAUUUAGCUCCGGAGUAUGCAAUGACCGGCCAUCUCUUAGUGAAAAGUGACGUUUACAGCUAUGGUGUAGUCCUUCUUGAGCUUCUAUCAGGGAGAAAACCUGUGGACCUGUCACAACCUCCAGGCCAAGAAAACCUUGUUGCUUGGGCUCGCCCGCUCCUCACAAGCAAGGAGGGGCUAGAAAUGAUAAUAGACCCAGCCUUAAAGCCAUCCGAUAUCUCAUGGGAUAGUGUGACCAAGGUAGCAGCAAUUGCUUCAAUGUGUAUACAACCAGAAGUAUCUCACCGGCCUUUCAUGGGCGAGGUUGUGCAGGCCUUAAAGCUAGUAUGCAACGAGUUCAAAGAAACACAAGAAGUAGGAGCUUCAACAAGUUGUGGCCAAGAUGAUCUCUUCAUUCAUAUAGAUAGUGGCAACUUGGAAGUCUCACAAUCACUGCAGGAGCAGGAGCUGCCGGGGUUUGGUGCUGGCCAUGGCACCAAGAUACCAUCAACAUCAGAUCUUUUAAGUGCACCUGUGGGACUUGAGGUUGAGGGGCAGGAGUUUGGGUCUUUUAGGAGGUACUCUAGUUCAGGGCCACUGAGGACGGGGAAGAGGAAGCAGUUUUGGCAGAGACUAAGAAGUCUGUCUAGAGGCAGCAUGAGUGAACGUGGAGUUCCAAUGAAAUUAUGGCUCUGAAGCCACAUAAACUGGUGUUUGUUGUAUCUUCUUUUCAUUUAAAGUGCACCUCCCGAAAGGGUUUGAGGCAUAAAUAGAUUUACCAUUAGUAAUGGAAGGGUGAUAUUCCAAGAAAAAGGGGGCAAAGAAAUAUGAAGAAAGGGUUUAUUUUUA